AUGGUGAGUAAGCAAAGAGAAGCUAUAGAAAAGUGGGCAGGGCAGAGAAUAUGCCCAAAGAUCAAGAAGAAAUUGGACAAGAACACUGAAUUUGCUGCUAACUGCCAUGUAUCUGAAGCUAGCCAACAGAUGUUCAGAGUUCAGUCAAGUAACAAUAGCUACACAGUUGAUCUUGGUUUGUACACAUGUGAUUGCAGGAGAUGGCAGUUGUCUGGAGUACCAUGUGGGCAUUCUAUAGCUUGUUGCAGGGAGGAGAGGAUUGACCCAGAGACAUUGGUACAUGAGUGCUACACUGUCAGGACAUAUCUGAAAGCAUAUGGAUACACUCUUGUCCCUCUAGCAGACCCAAAUGUGUGGGAGGUACAGAAUGCUUAUAAGGUGUAUCCACCUGUGUUUACAAAACAGUUGGGAAGACCCAAGAAAAACAGGAAGAAGACUCCUGAGGAGAAGAUGAAGAAUGGUGUAAGGGUUUUGAACAAGAAAGGUGUUACAAUGCACUGCUCAACUUGUGGUAGAGCUGAUCACAACAGGAAGGGGCACGAGAAGGGGCUUAAUUUGCCACUUUUUGAUGGCAAAUAUUGGCAUUAA
Molecule: messenger RNA, 588 nt
Organism: Aegilops tauschii subsp. strangulata
Lineage: Eukaryota; Viridiplantae; Streptophyta; Magnoliopsida; Poales; Poaceae
Molecular function (GO): zinc ion binding
Source: RefSeq, a predicted model, not a curated record